This is a messenger RNA of Oppiella nova, 431 nucleotides long. The record is from the annotation of a GenBank genome assembly. NCBI's taxonomy places the organism in Eukaryota, Metazoa, Arthropoda, Arachnida, Sarcoptiformes, Oppiidae.
ACAUGAGACUCACGGCUCACAUCCCUAUCCAUUGAAACGUGUGGUGAAAACAGUGACACAAACUGUGAUAAAAACUUAACAAUUGUUUAGUUAAUUGUUUCAUAUUUAACGACUCAUUCAUUGAACCAAUCGUUUGAUCAUAAGAUUGGAUACAAUCGACGGUUACAUCGAUUGAUUGAAUUGAAUAUAAUUUGUUUGCAUUAAUUGAGACCAACUCUUGGCUGACGUGGCUUUGAAUCAAUCAUUAAAUUAUGGUGCUGUUAGCUUCUGGUGUGGUGUCGAAAGUGAACGGAAAGAUCCUAUUGUCGCGACAGUUCGUGGAGAUGACCCGAUCCAGGAUUGAAGGUCUGUUGACAGCAUUCACCAAGCUCAUCACCAAGGAUAAACAACACACAUUCAUUGAGACCGACACCGUAUGUCAUAACUCGUGA